AUGCGGCCCCUGCUCUCAGCGCUGCUCAUAAUGUGUUUCCAGGCUUUACUGGUAGUUUGCAGCCCUCUUCAGGUGCUUGCCGUUGACAACUUCAACUUCAGCGUGCACGUGGAGAACCAGACGCGUCUGCGGGACGCCAUGAGCCGGACGUACCACAGGCUCUACCAGCUGUACAGCAGAACCAGCGGCAAACAUGUCCAGGUCCUGGGAAAAAGGAUCAGUGCCAACGGAGAGGAUGGGGACAAAUAUGCCCAGCUUAUUGUUGAAGCCGACACCUUUGGGAGUCAAGUCAGAAUUCGUGGGAAGGAGACCAACUUCUACCUGUGCAUGAACCGCAGAGGGAAGCUCAUUGGGAAGGCAAGUCAAUUGUAAAGCUGCCCCUGGCUCCCUUUAUGGCUGUACCAGAUGUUAUAUAAGCUCUGCGUUUAAUAGGAACAAAGAACUGUGAAAACAGAUACCUUUGUGGCAUCCUUUGUUAUGUACAGAGAGGAGAGUCAACAGGCAUGCUAGUUAGUUAUUCACUAGUUAAUUAGGUAAUAACUAAUCCCUUAUAUUGCCAUGGCUACAGAUGUGGCUUAACAUUGCUAAAUUGCAUUUAGCUUUUCAGUGUGCAUACUUAUAUGGUUAAAAUCAAUUUGCCUUCCAUUGUAGAGGGCCAGAAAUCUCAGUGAGGAUUGUGUCUUCAUUGAGAAGAUUCUGGAAAAUAAUUACACAGCACUGAUGUCAGCCCGCAACAGCGGCUGGUACGUGGGGUUCACCAAGAAGGGGAGACCUCGGCGCGGUCCCCAAACGCUGUCCAACCAGCAGGACGUGCACUUCAUGAAACGCCCCCCACCGUGGCAGGAUCCUCUAGACACAGUCACCGUUCGCUUCACCACCGUCGACAAGAAGACUAAAACAGAUCAGGAGACAAGGCCCAGUUAGAGGGCUUCUGGUACAUCCAAGAGACAAAAACUGUCUGGGAAAGCCAGAAUGACAGUAAAAUGAAGAAUGACGAAUGUGGACUCCCUCUGUCUUUGGACUUUCAUCCACGAUCCUGACCAUUUUUUUUUUUUUGCAUUAGACCUUGUGUCUGGCACCAUUUUCCUAGACAGAAUCCCCCCCCCCCACCACAAGUUGAUGCAGCUUGGGAGAACUUUUUUUUUCCUCAGUCAGUUAAUUGCUUCUUAUAUUGGGAAAAAAAAUACACUCCCUGUGGACACUUAAUUGAAAACUAUGACCACUGAGUAGCCGUGACAUACACUCCUUCACUUUCUUCACCAAUCAUCAGUUGUAAAUUACCAAUAUUGUGUUGUAGAAAAUGAGUGGACAGCUAUAUCUGUUCACAAAUAUUUACUCUCAAGUUCAAGUCUGCUGACCUACAACACAUGGCUUCAAAGCAUUGGAGUAGCACUGGAGACUAAAGAAAGGAUGAGGACUGUGUCAGUGGCAACUACAGUGCCCAGUUGUACGUACAGAGAGAAAAUACUAACGUUCAGUUUUAUAUUGAAAUAUGAAUACAUGUUUAGACAUGUGGAUACAACAUUCAUCUUUAUCCACUCAACCAUGGCCUCUGUUGAUACCUUUUUUAUUCUAGAGAGACACAGGACCUUUGGUUUCUGCAUUUGAAACAAUAGGACAUGCUGCUGUUAUACAGUAACGCACAGCUUAUACACCAACUCUUGCGAGAAAUGAAAUAUGAUUGAUUAUAAUCGGUACUGUUAAUAAAAUUAUUUAUUUCAUCAA
Messenger RNA from Clupea harengus (Atlantic herring), 1725 nucleotides. Its product is annotated as fibroblast growth factor 18-like. Gene Ontology annotation, molecular function: growth factor activity. NCBI's taxonomy places the organism in Eukaryota, Metazoa, Chordata, Actinopteri, Clupeiformes, Clupeidae. The transcript is spliced from 4 exons. The record is from RefSeq and is a predicted model, not a curated record. The coding region runs from base 1 to 372 and encodes 123 amino acids.